CGCUGCUCGCUUCUGAUCCAAAUACACACGACGCCUCCAUGUUGGAAAGAGUAUAGAGGGGGGAUACAAUUAUUUUUUGAAAAUGAAGAGAGUUCAAGAAACGGGAUUAUCGGAACUGUUUCAUUUUUCGUAUUGAAACUUGACCGAGGCGAGCGAGUUUUUUUUUUUUUUCAAUCGUCGUUUCUUCAUUGUUUUCAGUCAAAACGUCAAUUUUUAUUUAUUUAUUUUUAUUAUGUUGAAUUGAACACUGAUCAGUUUAAGGCUAGCUCUAGUUGCUAAGCCAGACGUUAGCAACGUUUUCUUGUUCUUCUUCUUUUUGAGUUCAACGUUGGGAGUUUGUUUUGCCCAUAUUGUUCUUAAAUGUUGCUUACUAAAUUGGAAUAUUCCCAGCGAUUGACAAGUGGUUGUAUUUUGUCUUUAAACCACUAGCUAGUUUACAUUUUGCCCCCUCCUGUGUCCCGUCUCAGUCCAGCUAGUUUAGGGCCCGGCUGCCAUUUCAACACAGCUAGCAAGGCAGCUAACGUUACCCAUUGUGGACUAGGACAAGCAAGUAAAAUAAACAUUUUAAAACGAACCAACAAAAAAACAACAACAAAGGAAUAACCAUCCGUCGCAAUGGAUCACACGUCUAUAAUAACCCAGGUUUCCAACCCCAAAGAAGAGGAGAUUAUCUCGUUUAAUCAGGAAAAAGUCUCCCAGUCCAACAGCAGUGUGAAGAAGCAGAGGAGUCCAGGCAUCUUCAGUACGUUCUUCUGUUGCUUUAGGAACUACAAUGUGGAGCCUCCUGCCUCCAACAACACAACCACCUCCCUGCCUCCAGCACCAGAGGAGAAUGGGACACAACCAAAGUUUGACCAGGUCGAGGUUAUUCCUAUCCCUAGUCCUCCAGCCAAAUUCCUCCUACCAGAGAUGAACAUAUCAGACUAUGGGAAGAAGUGUGUAGUGAUCGACUUGGAUGAGACAUUGGUACACAGCUCAUUCAAGCCCAUUAGCAAUGCUGACUUCAUAGUCCCCGUGGAGAUAGAUGGCACAGUUCAUCAGGUGUACGUACUGAAGAGACCUCAUGUGGAUGAGUUCCUGCAGAAGAUGGGAGAGCUGUUUGAAUGUGUUCUCUUCACGGCUAGUCUUGCAAAGUAUGCUGACCCUGUGGCGGAUCUUCUGGACCAAUGGGGUGUGUUCCGAGCCCGUCUGUUCCGGGAGUCAUGUGUGUUUCACCGGGGGAACUAUGUUAAGGACCUAAGCAGGCUGGGUAGAGAGCUCAGUAACGUCAUCAUCCUGGACAACUCUCCUGCCUCCUACAUCUUCCACCCCGAGAACGCUGUGCCGGUCCAGUCGUGGUUUGAUGAUCUAAGCGACACAGAGCUACAGGACCUGCUGCCCUUCUUCGAGGGCCUGAGCAGAGAGGAAGAGGUGUAUGGUGUGUUGCAGAACCUCCGGGGCAGGUAGCACCAGGGUAACGCCAUCUUCCUCCUUUCUCUCUUUCUUUCUUUCUCUCUCUCUUUCUCUCUCUCUCUCUCUCUCUCUCUCUCUCUCUCUCUCUCUUCUCUUUCUCUCUCACUCUGCCUCUUUAGUGACACACCAUCGCUCAGGCUUAGACAGAUUUCCCGGCCUCCGGCCCCUAGGGGCAACCUGGAGUCACACUGUGGAUUGUAGUGUGUAACCCAACACCAGACACCCCAAACAGUGCACCUCUCUCCGCUAUGGUAUCCUCUCCUAGAGGCUGGGGUCUCACUGUAGUCAGAGUGGAGAAUACUCCAACUCCCAUGGAGCACAGUGGCGGAACCAGGAAGCUCGACUGUGACAUCAUCGGUUAGAAGAUUUGUAUGGAGCGGCAGAAUGCGUUUUUGAUUUGAGGGAAUGGACGCAAAGGAAGAAACUCUAGUCUUUUGUUGUGACACCGACUAACAGGCAGAGUUGUUACUUUUAACCAAAAAUCUAUAUUUUGUGUGGAAAUGUGUUUUUUGUUGUUGUGAAGAUAACCGAUAAAUUCAGUCUGAGUAUUAGGUCCUUGUAUUGUUGCUAUGCAUCAGGCAGUGUCUGGUAGUUUGAAAGGACUGUGAUUUACUGUUUUCCUUUUCUUACCGAAUGAAGUGCCUUGUUUGAAUGUGGUUAUGAGGAGAUAUUUUGUACAUGGCAUAUUUUCAGAAUACUUCUUCAGUCUUUUUAUUGAAUUCUGUCUAUACUUUAAAAUGGAGACCGCUAUGAUUCUUUAUAACAAACCACUGUUAAGUUUAGGAGGUUGUCAUACCUUGUAUUGGUUACAUGUUAUAUUCUCUUCUUUUUGACACCCUAUAAGCGUUUUAUUUUCUCUUUAUCUUGCUGUCUUCACUAUACCUUAGAAUAGUGUAUUAUGGUUAAUUUGUUUUAAGAAGCAAAGGAAUAUGUAACUUUCUACAUAGCAAUUAUUAGGCUGAAUUUUGGGAAAAACAUCCUGAACCAUAGUUGAAUUUGUGCCAACAUUUCUCAAUGUAUUUCUUUUAUUCCUUUUUGCCAAAAAGUGAUUUCAAUUGUUAAAAUCUAAGUAGGGGUUUAGCUCAAUCUAUUUUAAGGAGUUUUGCCAGUUAACGAAUACCAUUCAGUUAUGUUUUGAAGUGAAUGAAUCCUACUUUGUUAGCAAUCCAGUUAAUUAUUUUAGUCUGCUGGUUUUUAACUAGCAUGCAAGUCAUUUUAUUUCUGCACAUGGAUAUAAGUCUAGCAACAAAUAAAAAAUAUCCUUCGGGAGGCGGUAACCCAUACAAAUCCCCCCCCGCC
Oncorhynchus nerka (sockeye salmon) is the source of this 2751-nucleotide messenger RNA. RefSeq names its product CTD small phosphatase-like protein. The transcript has 8 exons. The record is from RefSeq and is a predicted model, not a curated record. NCBI's taxonomy places the organism in Eukaryota, Metazoa, Chordata, Actinopteri, Salmoniformes, Salmonidae. Gene Ontology annotation, molecular function: RNA polymerase II CTD heptapeptide repeat phosphatase activity. Bases 616 to 1446 code for a protein of 276 amino acids.